This is a messenger RNA of Lycium barbarum (goji berry), 2721 nucleotides long. RefSeq names its product pentatricopeptide repeat-containing protein At1g69290. The record is from RefSeq and is a predicted model, not a curated record. Gene Ontology annotation, molecular function: protein binding. The transcript has a single exon. Bases 77 to 2041 code for a protein of 654 amino acids. NCBI's taxonomy places the organism in Eukaryota, Viridiplantae, Streptophyta, Magnoliopsida, Solanales, Solanaceae.
AGAGCCCCCUGCAAAGGGGUCCUCCUCAUUCAUCUUCUCUCUCGAACAAACAGUGACUCAAACACGGUGGGCAACAAUGAGGAGAAGAGCUCUCUGUAUUCUGUCAAAAAGACCAUUUUCUUCACAACCUGAAAUACCCAGUUUGUAUUCAUUUCUGCAACCUUCAAUUUUCUCCUUAAAAAGAACAGAACAACCUUCUACAACCCCACCAAAACCCCAUGACCAAACCCCACUAACCUUAACACAAGAACACAAAUCCAAUCUUGAGUCCAAACUUCAAGAUUCCAUAAAAGAAAACAAUACAGAUGAAGCUUGGAAAUCAUUCAAGACCCUUUCAAAUUACUCUGCUUACCCAAGUAAGUCACUUAUCAAUUCACUCAUCACUCAUUUGUCAUCACUGAAUGAUACCCAUAAUAUAAAAAGAGCAUUUGCAUCAGUUGUAUUCUUGUUAGAGAAGAAACAAGAAUUGUUACAGCCUGAAACUGUACAUGUGUUGUUGAAAUCAAUGAGAGAUGUUAAUACUGCUGCUCCUGCUUUUGCAUUAGUGAAGUGUAUGUUCAAGAACAGAUUUUUCAUCAGUUUUAGUUUGUGGGGUGAUGUUCUUGUGGAGAUUUGUAGGAAAAAUGGUAACUUUGGUGGGUUUUUACAAGUUUUCAAUGAGAAUUGUAGGAUUGCUAUUGAUGAGAAGUUGAGUUUCUUGAAACCUAGUUUGGCAGCUUGUAAUGCUGCACUUGAAUGUUGUUGUCGUGAGCUUGAAUCGGUUACUGAUGCGGAGAAAGUGGUGGAGACCAUGUCAGUUUUGGGUGUUAGGCCUGAUGAAUAUAGUUUUGGGUUAUUAGCUUAUUUGUAUGCAUUGAAGGGUCUUAAAGAGAAAAUUGAUGAAUUAGAAGGUUUAAUACGUGGAUUUGGUUUCCCGGAUAAAGGGGUUUUUCGUAGUAAUUUGAUUAGUGGGUUUGUAAAGUGUGGUAAUUUUGCGUCUGUUUCAGCAACUGUUCUUCAAGGUGCAAGAGAAACGGGUGGACAAGGAUUAUGUUUUGGAGAAGGAACUUAUAAUGAAGCAGUAAGUGGAUUUCUUCAAAAUGGGAGCAUAAAAGAAUUAGCUACUUUGAUUGGUGAAACUCAGACCUUGGAAUCUCCAUCCAUGAUUGUUGAGAGAUCCGUUGGAUAUGGCGUCAUAAAUGCUUGCAUUAAUCUUGGGUUAUUGGACAAGGCACACACGAUAUUUGAUGAAAUGAAUGCUCAGGGGGCUUCUUUAGGUCUUGGAGUUUACCUCCCAAUAUUGAAGGCAUAUUGCAAAGAGCAAAAAACCGCUGAAGCUGCUCAACUGGUGACAGACAUAAGCAGUUUAGGCCUCCAAUUGGAUGUUGCUACCUAUGAUGCUCUAAUUGAAGCGUCAAUGUCAUGCCAAGAUUUUCAGUCUGCAUUUUCUAUGUUUAGGGACAUGAGAGAAGCAAGAAUACCUGACUUGCAAGGGAGUUACUUGACAAUCAUGACUGGUUUAACUGAAAGCCAUCGACCUGAGCUCAUGGCAGCUUACUUGGAUGAGAUUGUGGAAGAUCCUAGGAUUGAAAUUGGAACACAUGAUUGGAAUUCCAUCAUCCAUGCCUUCUGCAAGGCUGGACGGCUGGAAGAUGCUAGGAGGACUUUCAGGAGAAUGACCUUCCUUCAGUUUGAACCAAAUGAGCAGACAUAUCUUUCUCUUAUAAAUGGAUAUGUGACAGUGGAGAAGUAUUUCAAUGUUUUGGUGCUGUGGAACGAAGUCAAAAGAAAGGUUUCAGCAGAAGAGGAGAAGAAGUUGAAAUUAGAUAAUACCUUGGUUGAUGCAUUUCUGUAUGCGUUGGUCAAAGGGGGCUUCUUUGAUGCAGUAAUGCAAGUUGUGGAGAAAUCUCAAGAGAUGAAGAUAUUUGUUGAUAAAUGGAGAUAUAAACAAGCAUUCAUGGAGAAACAUAAGAAACUCAGAGUUUCAAAGUUAAGAAGGAAAAAUCGCGGUAAAAUGGAGGCACUUAUUGCUUUCAAAAAUUGGGCUGGUUUGAGUGCUUGAUGGGACUCAUAUCUAAAAUACUCAACUUAACGUCAAACGCUAACUUGGAUUUUAGGGCUUUUGAUGCUGACACAGCAAGUGGCAAAUUGCUUUUCAAGAAACUCGCCUGGUAAAGAUUAUGAGCUGCGGUGCUUGCUAAACUAUAUGGAAAGUUGUGAUCUAACUUCCAAGAAGCAGAAUUAUACUCCGGGUAAAACGCCAGUCUGUUCAAGCCAAAUGCUGCAGAAGCACUCCAUAGACCACUAUUCCGACCUGGCUAUGAUCAACAUACUCUAGAAGGUGCUAUAUCAUGAAACCUUUCUGCUUUGUUGUAACACACUUGUAUAAGAUUUUUCCAUUACUCUCAGUCGGAGAAAUUGGCAUGCCGAAACCAGAAGCAGUGAAAGAAUGUACCCCCAUGCUUGUAGAGAAACUCAACAAAAUAUUUAAUUUACUUACAAAUGCAUAACAUCCUUGGUUGGUUCGUUAAUCAGCAGCAGUUCCUUUUGAUGCUGUUACUGGCCAAAAUGUUGUAUGGUCAGAGUAUUUUGUUGUUCAACUCUUGAAUAGGUGUAGCAGAUAUCUGACGAGGAGCUUUUUGUGCCAGUACAAAUUGUAAGAGUUGCUCCCUCUCUCUCUAGUGCGGUAAGAUGUUAUGAAGUUUGUUUUUUUCUUAUAAGAAAAAAGUCAUUUGUUUUUUA